AUGGAAGAACAAAUUCUUUCACCAAGUACUUCAAUAGUGGAAUUGGAGCAUCAGGAGAGGACAAAAAGGACUUUCUCUGAAUGGAUUAGUGCCAUGGAAGCAAGUUCAAAGCAGAAAUCAAAGGAACAAAAUCUGGGUAUGCAUCGAACCCUUGUUCUUCAGGUAAACUCUGUUUCACAUAAUCUGCAAUCUGAUUUUGAUGCGUCAAAUAUGCAUGCAAUUGAUGAUGAUGAAGUGAAAACUAAAUGCCCUGAAUGUGUUAAAAUUGAUUUAGAGGACAUACAGGAUGAAAUUGAUUUCUGGAAUUCUGCAAUUGUAGUAUAUGUAUGUGGUGCUAAUCCCCCAUUAACUGUAAUGGACGGAUUCUUUAGAAGGAUAUGGAGGAAUUUGGGGAUAGAUAAAGUGGCUUUGAGGGAGAAGGGUAUUUUUAUGGUACAAUUUAGAACCAUGAAAAACAGAGACAGAGUAUUGGCUGGACCCAAAAUCUUCUUUGAUAAGAAACCCAUAUUCAUGAAAGCCUGGACUCAAGAUAUUGAGAUUUCAAAGGAAGAAUUUAGAAUUGUUCCAACUUGGGUUCAAUUAUGGGGUUUAGUUGUGAAGUAUUGGGGGGAAAAAUCUCUCAAGAAGAUUGCGGGGAGUUUGGGAAACCUAGUGAAAAUGGAUGCUUCUACUGAAAAGAGGGAGAAAUUGCAAUAUGCUAGAGUCCUAUUGGAGGUAGGGAUUGAUCAACAUUUUCCGGAUAUGAUUGAGUUUGUUAAUGAAAAAGAUGUGAAAGUGUCUAUAUAUUUGAAGUAUGACUGGAAGCCAGUUGUUUGUAUCACUUGCAAGAAAAUGGGGCAUGUGGCUUCUGAUUGUAUGAAAGGGAAGCAGAGAAUGUGGGUUCCAAAGAAGAAACAAGAACAGCAGGGACCUAAGAUUAACUCCAAUGUUGUGAUAGGCAAGGAGAAGGUAACCCCAAAUGAGGAUGGGUUUCAGAUGGUGACUAGAUCUGCAUCCUAA
Molecule: messenger RNA, 999 nt
Organism: Chenopodium quinoa (quinoa)
Lineage: Eukaryota; Viridiplantae; Streptophyta; Magnoliopsida; Caryophyllales; Amaranthaceae
Exons: 1
Coding region: 1-999 (332 amino acids)
Molecular function (GO): zinc ion binding; nucleic acid binding
Source: RefSeq, a predicted model, not a curated record